CUCUUGUCUACGAGGAACACUAAAAUAUUGUUUGCUUAUUUAAAAUGUUGGAUGCUCACAACACCAACACAUUAAAUGACAUUCAGUUCUACAAACAUGUUACAGACUUGAAGAAGAAGGAGAUCAUGCUAACUUUUGACAUGCUGGACUGGAAUUCAACUGGAGAGAUUGGCUUUGAUGAAUUUUACAUGCUGGUCUGUGUUCUGCUCUGUACUGAGCACCACACAGAAAAGCAUUUUCUUUCCCAGCACUCGAGGACAGUCUUUGAGCUGAUGGACAGGGAUGGUGAUGGAGCCAUCAGCCUCUCAGAGUUCCAAGAUUCUGGCUUCCUCUUUAAUCUCGAGAGCUACUCCCUUAAGACGGCUUUACAUGAGUUAGAUUUUUCUGAACAUACAGAAGAAACUCUACUACAAGGAUUUAAAGGUUUUUGUCAUGGCUUGCAUUGACUUGCAAAAGGACACCAGAAAGCCCAGAGGACUGGCUGAACGGAUAAAAGGGUUUUGGAAGAGCUGGAGAAGUACAUAAGCAGGAAUAUCUACAUCCUAGUGACAUCAAGAAAGCGGAGCUAACACUAGAGCCAUAUACUGUACACUUAUGAAACAAUGGCUGUUCAGUGCUUACACUUCUAAUCUAAAGAGAAUUUCUGUCACACUUACUGCUAACAGCUAUAUAAAAUCAAUUAA
This is a messenger RNA of Trichomycterus rosablanca, 683 nucleotides long. RefSeq names its product EF-hand calcium-binding domain-containing protein 9-like. Bases 45 to 446 code for a protein of 133 amino acids. NCBI's taxonomy places the organism in Eukaryota, Metazoa, Chordata, Actinopteri, Siluriformes, Trichomycteridae. The transcript has 5 exons. Gene Ontology annotation, biological process: flagellated sperm motility. The record is from RefSeq and is a predicted model, not a curated record. Gene Ontology annotation, cellular component: cytoplasm; sperm principal piece. Gene Ontology annotation, molecular function: calcium ion sensor activity; calcium ion binding.